AUGCUGACGGUCGAUACCGUACAAUCUCCCUCGGCAUCGAGGAAUGAUCCUUUGCCGCAGACUUCGGCGGCCGAGCCUUCGGCAUCGAUGCCGACACCGGCACAGCCUUUACCACCGCCGCCGCCGCUAUUGCUGUCGCCUAUACCAGCACUAAGGCCACAGUCGGCACGGGGCCCGAGGCUGACGUCAACGUCUGAAGGGGAGAUAAGAGAUGUAUCUCCAGCCCCCAUACCGCCUGGACAGGUGCGAACUGAGGACAGACGUUAUAGACAUGACUCCCCAGACUCCAUGUUUUCGGGUCGCUCAGGGAGAGACUACUACUACUAUGAUAGACCACCACUGCCGAGAGACAGGUCCCGUUCACCACACCAUGAGAGAUGGGAACGGCAUUCUUACAGAGACCAAUAUUAUGGUCGUGAUAUGUAUUACCAAAGACCUUAUGAAGGACAAUGGGGAUAUUCUCCCCAAACCUAUUACACCCGACUGCCAUAUUCUACGGGACACCCACAGGCUGAGCCUGUAGCUAGACCUUCAGCUACAAUGCCUAACCCUCAUUCCAGUCUUAUCGAUGCCAGCACACAACCAAUGCAACCGCCUUCAUCGCUACCUCUCAGUCUACAGGCAUCCCAACCACAGCAACCAGAACCACUCAUUCACGUGCCAAUUCCUAGAGUGAAUUCUCCGUCAUCCCCCCAUGACGAUUAUGAAUCUGAUUCUUCUUCUUCGUCAUCAGCACGACCAUCUAUUGCCUCCCCAGGGCCAUUUCUCUGA
Molecule: messenger RNA, 771 nt
Organism: Elgaria multicarinata webbii
Lineage: Eukaryota; Metazoa; Chordata; Lepidosauria; Squamata; Anguidae
Exons: 1
Coding region: 1-771 (256 amino acids)
Source: RefSeq, a predicted model, not a curated record